UACAGCAUACGAGAGUAUAAAUGUAACUCAAUAUAUUAUUCUUAACUUAGUUUAAUUAUGGUUGUAAAUUAUCAUCGGGGAGAGCGUUGAAGAUGAUGGAGGCCAGCUGUUCCAGAUUCACAGCAGCCGAGGGUGGUGCCCGGUUGGUUGCUGCUGCCGCGGAGAAGAAUAUUCUGGUCGUAGAACAUACCACCUUCAUUUCCACACGGCUGCUGUAUGAGGAAGCGCAUAAAAUACGAGGAAAGUUCUCGACGGGUCGUCAGAGGUCUGUGCAAGUAACUCGCGCAUCUAAAAUAGAAAGUAUUGUUUAUGACUAUCGCGCGCUGACAGACCUCAGCCUGGUCUCCGCCCACAAGUAUGAUGAUGUACAGGACUGGCGGCACGAAGUUGAGGAGAACGAGGUGUUGGUGUGUACAUCGGAGGUACUAAAGCGGUUAUUUGAAGACAAUAUUCUCGGGAUGAAGGACUUGAAUGUAUUAAUAAUAGACAGCUGUCAUUUAAUAUAUAGAGAUGAGAAUCUCAAAUAUAUCUUAAAACAAUACAAGAAGUGUGAGCAAGACAAUAGACCUAGAAUACUGGCACUAACCUAUCCACUAUUUAAUUCCAUAAAAAUUGAUAGCAGUAAUGAAAGUAAAGUUAAUGAAUCAGCUCAACCCAUAGCUAAUGUUGAACUAGAUAAUACCAUAGUUAAAGACGAUCCAGAGACAGAUAUAGAUAGAAUAGCAGAGACAAUUAGUGAUAAUUUGAAACUUAACGAAACAAAAUGUACAAUAGAUAAAAUCAUAGACAAUGAUAGUAAAUCUAAUGUAACAGACAAAUUUGAUGAUAUAAAUUCAAAAUUAGAACAGAUAAAUAUAGACACAGAUAAUACGAACAAAUCAGAGAAUGGAAUCAUAGAUAAUAAGAAGAAAGAAGAGACUGGGCAAUCGCAAGAAACCAGUAAUGUUGUGAAUGAAAUUGGUGUAUAUAGGAAUUUUGAUGAUUUCGCUAUGUAUGAGCAGUUAGAGUGGAAAAUCGAUGAAUUGGAGAAAGAGUUGUGCUGUCAAAUGGAUCUGGCUGAGGAUAUUGACAAUGGAAAGAGGUUGACAUUACCUUUAACGAAGUUAAUGGAACUGAUCAUAGAACACAGACCUCGUCCCACAUUGGAAGAACUGCCCCAACCGUGCAUGGAGUUGGAGAGGUUCAUGAGACAGACUGUAGGUGAUGCCAUGGCAUUUCUAGAUGACCACAGAUAUGACCUGACAGAGAUAUACGGAGAAGAUAUGAUUGAUGAGUUCAAGGAUAUUCCAGACCCAAGAAUAGUCCCUAAACAUUUGUUUACACAAUUCCUCUACAUUCUGGAUCAAUUAGGUCCUUAUGCAGCCGACAAAGCAGCGUUCUCUCUACUAAGUAAGCUGGAAACACUCCGUAUAAAAACUCCAUACGAACGUCAUUUCCUAUUACUCCGAGUAUGUACAACUGUCUUCAUAAAGAUGCGUUGCUACACUGACCAGCUGUUUUCAACUUACGCCACAGAUUGGGAUAAAAUAAAACACUUCAGUACCCCAAAAGUGUUGCGUCUAGUCGAGAUACUGGAGAAGUUUCAACCCGAAGACAGGGAUAAUGCAAACUGUGACAAAGUUAGAAUGUUGAGUGAUAUUGAAAAGUGCGAUUUUGUCUCUUUAGGCGACAAAAUCGAGGAUAAAGUUAACACAAUCAAAUGUAAUUUAAAAGAAAUAGUUACUGAUGAUCAAGUGCAUUGCAAUAAAGGUCAUGAUACCGUAAAUACUUGUGAUAGUGCCGGAAAUAGCUCUAAUAAUAACAAAAAUACACUUAACAGUACCACAGAUCAAAUCAAUACUCCUAGAGAUAAGCUUGAUUCCGCUGAAAAGCUGAAUACUUCUGCAUCUAAAUUUGAUUCAGCUAGAAAUGAAGUUGAUAAAGCUGGAAAUAAAGUUGAUACAGCUGGAAACAAAGUCGAUACAGCUGGAAACAAAGCUGAUACAGCUGGAAACAAAGUUGAUACAGUUGUAAAUAAAGUUGAUCAGGAGAAAAGUGGUGGUUUAUGGCCUACAAAACGCACAGGUCCCCGGUUAAGGGGUAGAGGAAGGCCAGUGAGAAAUAAUGCAGGCAGAGCUCAGCAACAACAGCAGAAUCCUGAUGCGUUGUGUGGUGUUAUGUUCAUGAAUGAACCGUUGAUGGCCAAGAUUAUGUUCUAUUUGAUUGUGGACAUGACUCGUUCUAAUCCUGCCCUGGCGUUCCUCCGCGCGCAGUACUGCGCCGCUGACAGUGAAUCCACAGAGCCUCGCGACUACCAGCGGCAAGGGAAGAAGCAGGAGGACGUGCUGAAGAAAUUUCGAAUGCAUGAAUGCAACCUACUGCUGGCCACCUCGGCGCUGGAAGAGGGAAUAGAUUUGCCCAGGUGUAACCUGGUACUACGAUGGGAUAUACCUUCGUCGUAUCGGUCGCACGCGACUGUCCGCGGGCGGGCGCGGGCGCCGCGGGCCGCCGCGACUAUAGUUUGCGCGCGGGCUGACUCGCCACGAGUCCUGCGACACGUCGCCGUCUACGCAGAGCUCGAUCAGAUGAUAAGUCGCAAAUGUGGAUGCGGUAUACAAGACGAACCACCACAAACAGAAGAAGACCACGCCGAUACCUUCACAUUCCUCGUUAAACCUUACACUCCACAUGACAAUCUAGAAAAGACAUUACAAAUUACAUUACAAGUAAAUAAAGACAAAGACAACGACAAAACUGUAACUAACGAAGCUACAUCUAACAUAAAUGCCAAUGAUGUGGAACAAAAUGUAAAUAUAGAAAAAGACACAAGUAAAACAGACUUAGAUAGUGAAACAAAUCAUCUACAACUUAGUAAAAAUGCUCUCUGUGACAAUAUUACAAAGUUAGACGAUACAAUUGGUGAUAUAAAUAAAACUAAAUACAUUCCCACAAAUAUAGAAGAAAUGAAACAGCAAAAAACGAAAAUACAAGAAUUAUUAACGAUGAAUGGAGUAAUUGAAACGAAAAAUGCUAUGAAUAAAAUUAAUGUAACACCAAAUGGCUAUAUUAGUAAUGAAAUAUGUGAUAUAUAUAAUGAUAAUAAUAAAGAUGUUAUUGUUACACGUAAUAACGAAGAAACGAAUAAAUCUAAUGCAGUAGAUCAAAUUUAUAUCAAAACUAAUGAUCUUGAAGAGCAAAUGUGCAAUAAUUUAGAAAAUAUACAGAAUAAUUGCAAUAUUUUAGUUAAUAAUGAUAAUAUAGAAACGAAAUUAAUUAAAACACUAAUGAUAGGAGAUAAUGUAUCAGCUGACAACCAAAGUGAUAUUAAAGUAGAAAUGGUAGCUAAUAGUGAUGUAAUAAAUUUAGAUAGGCCUUCAGAAGUUGAUAUUAAUACUGGAAAUGAGUGUUCUAAUAGCAAUUCUAUAAAUACGGGUAAUAGAGUUGAAAAUGUGUGUGAGAGUAAGAAAGAGAAUGAAGCUAAAAUUGAUGUUGCCAGUGUUGAUCUUAGCACAGCAAUACCUCUUAUUAAUAGGUAUUGCGCGAAACUACCGUCAGAUACAUUUACAAGACUAGCGCCCCAGUGGUGGAUAGAACAGGUGCACCUUCCAGUCCAGGGUACUGGGGAGACCAGUCCAGCAUAUAUAUGCACACUUCGUUUGCCGCUCAACUGCCCUGUUAAAUAUAAUAUUGUUGGUCACCCGAUGCCGACUAGGGUGCUGGCUCGCCGUAUGGUUGCACUCCAAGCGUGCCGGAUAUUACACAAGUCCGGUGAACUGGAUAACCAACUUAUGCCCAUAGGCAAGGAAAAUUUCAGAGCGGCCGAACUGGAGUCCACUGUUGGGUGUCUUAAUGGGGACCUGGGGGACCCUAACGACUUGGCCCGACCGGGAACAACAAAACGCAGGCAGUAUUAUUAUAAAAAGACAGCGUGGGCGUUCCGAUUGCCACCGCUUUAGUCCAAUGACUCAGAGAUCGACGCAACAAACAUAACCGGAUAUCAACCGAAAAUCACAAAUGAUGCAGGUGAAACGAAAUCUGGCAAAAGGAACAUGUUAUACGCCAUAGUGUCUCGUCUAUGGUGCGGGCUGCCAGAGAGGUACAACACACGUGGUCGCCGUCUGCACGCUCCCCAGCACGCUACACAGGCGUUAGGCAUACUGAUGGCCAGGGACAGGCCUGACAGGCUGCAGAUACCCCCGUUCCCGGUGUACACGAGAUCUGGAGAAGUGCGUGUUUGGGUGGACCAUGUUGCAGAUGCUGAUGUUAGGCUCUCCCCAAGAAGAGCUAAACUCAUACGCAGAUUCAUGAGGUUCGUGUUCGCGGAGGUGCUGCGUGUGCAGCGGCGAGGUAUGCGGCUACAAGCCGAUGGCGCUACACACAACAACUACUACAUAGUGCCCACAGUCAAAUCAUUAAAAGAAGAUGGCACCGCACACAUAGACAUCGACUGGUCCUUCCUGGAGCUGAUAUACCAACACACAGAGCAAAAGGACCACUCCGAUAUAGACAAACAUCUAUUCUUCGCGGAAAGAGAGAGAGAGAAGAACACCGAGAAAGAGAAGGAGAGUGACAGAGCGAAGAAGAUGGAGAACCCGCUGCUGAAGGCCGGUGAAGUGUUUCGGUUCGAUCCGGAGAAGUAUAAGGAAGCUGUUGUGACGCCGUGGUACAGGAAUCAGGACCAGCCUCAGUUUUUUCUAGUGGCCGAAAUAUGCUGGAACUUGAACCCCGACUCCGCGUUCCCGUCGGCCACGCACGCCAGCUUCCGCGAGUACUACAGCAGCAAGUACGGCGUCACGCUCACGCAGAGCGACCAGCCACUGCUGGACGUCGACCACACCAGCGCCAGGCUCAACCUCCUCACGCCCAGAUACGUGAAUAGGAAAGGAGUUGCGCUGCCCGUGUCGUCUGAACGCACGAGGCGAGCCAAGCGAGACAGGUUGGACCAGAAACAGAUCCUAGUACCCGAGUUGUGUCGGGUUCACCCCUUCGCUGCGCCACUGUGGUUCGCCACUGUUGCAUUACCUUGCAUUCUGUACAGGAUCAAUGCUCUGCUAAUAGCAGACGAGAUCAGACGCGCUGUGGCCAUCGAUGUCGGUCUCGGUAUACCCAAGAUUGACGACACCGACUACCCAGGCUUCCAGUGGCCGCCGUUGGAUUUUGGCUGGAGUCUUGCUGAGGUUCUCAAUGCAGACUCGGAAAGAAGUGAAAAGAAGAGGGACGAAGAAGAUACAGAUGGGAAGGAAUCGAACACAGAGGAUUCCAACGCAAUAGAAGAUAGUAAAGAAGAAUCCAGCGCAGAAGAGAAGACAAUAAAUGAUAUUUUACAAGAGAAGGAGGAUGCUGAGAAUACGUUCGAGAUUGGCACUUGGAGUAACGAGAUGGCAUCCAACAUACAAACAACCGAGUACAACGAAUUCCUUGAACCGUUACCUUCCAACCUGACGCUGUGCACAUCCGCUUCUGGUGGCGUGGACUGGUCUGAGAGAACCAAGAGGCAGUUCAAUCCUACUCACCCCCACACUCUAGCGGACAGCGACUGCUCCUAUAUGUCCAGUGAAUUCGACACGGACGAUACGGAUUCUGAUAUGAGCGAUGACAACGAUGGCUUUAUGUCGAAUCUUAGCCCUAUGAGCUUCCGGAUAGAGUACAAAACGCCCCACGAGGCCGAAGCGUUUGAUGUGGAACGAAAGAAAGUGAAUCCCGCGCCGCUACCCGACGCCGAGGAUGACGCGGCCGACCGCGCCGUGCAUGACGCACUAGUACGCACAGGGAACGCGCCCAAGGAGUAUAUAGAGAAGUUCUAUAAAUCGGUCGUAUCACACGAGAAUAACAUAGUCGCAAGAGGUUACCUCAUCAAAGAUGACAAGCGUAUAGACAGUAUACUGCCAAAUAAUACACAAAAAUCCAUCAGUCCCGAACAAAAGGAUGCCUCGAAACUUCUAGAAAUGUUCCCUUAUAAUAAUAUCGAGUUUUCCAACGGAAAAAUUGAUAUUGAAACGAUAGAAAGGAACAAACGGUUGCUGCUGUCGGAAUUAAAAAAAAGUUCGUCUAUGGAUGAGAUUAAAAAGUUGAAAUGUUUCUCUAUGGUCGAUGUGGAUAUAGACGCAGAGGGUUACGUCAACGAGAAGGUUUUGAAUAUUGGUUUUAAUGCUAAAGAAAAUUAUAUAGAUAAAGUUAGUAAAUGGGAGACUACAAAGGAUUUUGUACCUUAUUAUGAAGACGUGAAGGUGCAGAAUGAGAAGGAGUUUGAUUUUGAUUAUCAGCCGAAGUUAGAAGGUCAUCCGGGGCCGAGCCCUAGUGUUAUUUUGCAGGCCCUGACGAUGUCCAAUGCCAAUGACGGUAUCAACCUGGAACGUCUGGAGACCAUCGGAGACAGCUUCCUGAAGUUCGCCAUCACAGCCUACCUGUACUGCGCCCACCCCACCGUCCACGAGGGGAAACUCAGCCACAUGAGGAGUAAGCAGGUGUCGAACCUGAACCUGUACCGGCUGGGUCGGUGCCGGCGACUGGGCGCGCGCAUGAUCGCGAGCAAGUUCGAGCCACACGACAACUGGCUGCCGCCCUGCCACCGCCCGCCGCCCACGCUGCUGCCGCAACACCACCACCAGAGUGAUACACAAGAGCGCGUCAUACCUGAAUCUUCAUUGGACUCCUCUGGCUGUUUCAUACCUUACAACCUCAUCACCCAGCACAGCAUACCAGAUAAAUCGAUAGCGGACUGCGUGGAGGCAUUGAUCGGGGCGUACUUACUGGAGUGUGGGCCUCGUGGAGCCCUGCUGUUCAUGUCGUGGCUGGGGCUCCGGGUGCUGCCCCAACACGACCUGCCGCUGCCCCCCGACCACCCGUACUGCAGGCCGAGACCAGAGGGCGCCACUGUGCAGAAACCAGCUCCGCAGCCGUCGACGGAGCACUCGUACGACACCUCAGACUCUGGCACGGAGCUGUCAUCCGACGAGGAAUGUGAGGAGCAGCAGCAGCAUCAGGAGCUGGCGCCACACGACUGGAGCUGGCCCGGCAGGCCCGUCGGAUCCCUGCGGCCCUACAGGGACGACCAGGGCCGGUGGAUGCAGCCUAUAUUCGGCGAGUUAAAAGCACCCCCGUCUCCUCUGCUACGGUACAUAGAAGACCCUGAGGGGGAAUUGGAACAAAUGUUAUCAGGAUAUGAUGCUCUCGAGAGGACACUGCAGUACAGGUUCAAGGAUCGCUCUCUCCUUCUGCAGGCGUUGACACACGCUUCUCAUAACACAAACAGACUGACCGACUGCUAUCAACGACUUGAGUUCCUCGGCGACGCCAUACUAGACUACCUGAUCACGCGGCACCUAUACGAGGACUCCCGGCGUCACUCGCCCGGCGCGCUCACAGACCUGCGGUCAGCUCUGGUCAACAAUACCAUCUUUGCAGCUCUAGCAGCCAGGCACUCCUUCCACAAAUACUUCCGGCAUAUGUCUCCGGGCUUGAACGAGGUGCUCACAAAGUAUGUGAAAAUACAAGAGGAGAAUGGACAUUCUAUUAGUGAAGAGCAUUACUUGAUACAAGAGGACGAGAUGGAGCAGGCAGAGGAUGUGGAGGUACCGAAGGCAUUGGGUGACCUGUUCGAAUCCGUCGCUGGCGCUAUAUUCCUCGACUCUGGGAUGUCUCUGGAUGCUGUAUGGAAGUCCUACGUAAACCUCAUGGGCGCAGAAUUGGAAGCUUUCAGCGCUGCCGCCCCCAAGUCUCCCGUCAGAGAAUUGUUAGAGGCAGAACCUGAUACUGCCAAGUUUGGCAAACCGGAGCGUCUGGCCGAUGGUCGUCGUGUUCGCGUCUGCGUCGAAGUGUUUGGACGCGGCGUGUUCAAAGGUGUCGGUCGCAACUACCGCAUCGCAAAAGGUACAGCCGCCCGCUGUGCUCUGCGACAUCUGCGCGCCUCGUCAGCCGCUGGUAAACCGCAGUGUUAGUAGCGAAAACGGUAGAAAAAGAUACGUAAAGAAGAUAGAAAAGGUGAGGCGAGAGUUGAAAAGAUAAUUGACAAUGAUUUAUACACGGUAGAAAAAAAGGAGUAUAGAGAAGAUGUGACAAAAGUUGAAAAAGGGAAUUCAAAAUUAUUUAGAAACGGUAGAAAAGAAAGAUAUAUCAAGAAGAUAGAGAAGGUGGGGCAAAAGUUGAAAAGGAAGACCCAAAAUGAUUUAAAGCCAGUUAACUAGGUUCUUGGAUGGGCUACAUUCAAAAGGAAAGAAAAGAAGUUGGAAGAAUAAGAACAGAAUUUUA
Molecule: messenger RNA, 8226 nt
Organism: Achroia grisella
Lineage: Eukaryota; Metazoa; Arthropoda; Insecta; Lepidoptera; Pyralidae
Gene: Dcr-1
Product: endoribonuclease Dcr-1
Biological process (GO): pre-miRNA processing; apoptotic DNA fragmentation; siRNA processing
Cellular component (GO): cytoplasm; RISC complex; nucleus
Molecular function (GO): ribonuclease III activity; RNA binding; deoxyribonuclease I activity
Source: RefSeq, a predicted model, not a curated record